AUGCAGUCUCAAUUACCUAUCGAGGCUUUCCCGGCCUGGGCUCUCCUGAAUAAUGUGGACUUUGCAAGCGCAGAAAUACGAAACAUCGAUGGUAAAGGGCUCGGCCUCGUCGCCAAACAUGAUAUCACGGAGGCUGGGCGUGAUGCCUCUAGCUCACCAGCGAUCGUCCGAAUACCCCGGGACCUUGUUUUAUCUGCUGAGGCAGUAGAGGAGUAUGCCAAGGUUGAUCAGAAUUUCAAGCAGCUACUUGAGGUUGCUGGACGCCAAAGCACAAGAGGUGAUAUCCUGCUGUACCUAUUGACUCAAAUUAUCCAAUCGAAAGGAACUUCUCCAAGUACGAGACCAUUUGCUUCAACGCCAUGGACCGAGUAUAUCAAGUUCUUGCCUCGAUACAUCCCUAUUCCCACGAUGUGGACGAAUGAAGAGAGAGAAUUACUCAAAGGCACAUCUCUUGAGGCGGCGGUGAGUGCCAAGCUAUCUGCACUUUCACAUGAAUAUGAUGGGAUAUGCGAACAAGCAUCAAACUUCCCCUUUUGGAACGAUCUUUUCUGGGGAACUGUAAAGGUGGAGGAUUGGAUUCUCGCCGAUGCCUGGUAUCGCUCAAGAUGCCUGGAGCUUCCUCGAGCCGGUCAUGCCAUGGUCCCAGGACUGGACAUGGCGAACCACUCACAGACCCAUUCGGCAUACUACGAUGAAAGUUCUAACGGCGAUGUGGUAUUGCUUCCGAGUUCAGGGUCAAGCAUACUUUCAGGUGGAGAGAUCACCAUCUCAUAUGGACAAGCCAAGUCAGCAGCCGAGAUGCUAUUUAGCUACGGCUUCAUCGACCAGGAGUCCUCUAUUAAAGAGCUAAAAUUACAGGUUGCGCCGUUACCUGACGAUCCUCUGGGAAGAGCUAAACUCCGCGUCUACAAUGGACCUCCCACGGUACGAUUAUCUUUGACAGAACAAGGUUUCCAGUGGGACAGCCCCUUCCUGUAUCUGCUAGUUCUCAAUGAGGAAGAUGGUCUUGCUUUCCGGAUAGCGCAAGAUACUUCAGGGGAGCGCCAAUUGAAACUACUUUGGCAAGACGAAGAUAUCACGGACCGAACUGACGAGCUCGAGACGCUUGUUCAGAACCACGAUCUAUUCCAAGUGUUUAAGCUUCGAGCUGUCGCCGUGCUGGAGGAGCGGGUUGCGAUGCAGCUGGACAGAAUCUCCUCCGGAUUCUCGUACGGGGUAACGGAGCAACCACAGGCAGCAAAUCAGCCGCGUGCGGAGUGCAUACUAGCGGCUGAGACUUUGAGAGAUCUUGAAACCCAGGUCCUGCAAGGUGUGGCGGAGGCGCUAGAAAACGAGAAGGCGAGGCUGCUUCUGGACGCACGCGUAGUGACAUAUCUCGGGUCUAUGGAAGAUGCCCAAAACGAGCAAGCGUCUGAGCCGGCGGCCAAUGAAGACGACGAGUUCAGCUAA
This is a messenger RNA of Trichoderma virens Gv29-8, 1449 nucleotides long. RefSeq lists its product as uncharacterized. Gene Ontology annotation, cellular component: nucleus. The record is from RefSeq and is a predicted model, not a curated record. The transcript is spliced from 4 exons. Gene Ontology annotation, molecular function: protein-lysine N-methyltransferase activity; protein binding. Lineage: Eukaryota; Fungi; Ascomycota; Sordariomycetes; Hypocreales; Hypocreaceae. Gene Ontology annotation, biological process: peptidyl-lysine monomethylation. Bases 1 to 1449 code for a protein of 482 amino acids.